Messenger RNA from Galeopterus variegatus (Sunda flying lemur), 351 nucleotides. RefSeq names its product gamma-aminobutyric acid type B receptor subunit 2-like. Gene Ontology annotation, molecular function: G protein-coupled GABA receptor activity. Gene Ontology annotation, cellular component: membrane; G protein-coupled receptor heterodimeric complex. The record is from RefSeq and is a predicted model, not a curated record. The annotation marks the transcript as partial. Gene Ontology annotation, biological process: gamma-aminobutyric acid signaling pathway; G protein-coupled receptor signaling pathway. The transcript has 2 exons. Lineage: Eukaryota; Metazoa; Chordata; Mammalia; Dermoptera; Cynocephalidae.
UUUCUCUUUGCACAGCCGGACCCAGCAGGACGGGACAUCUCCAUCCGCCCUCUCCUGGAGCACUGUGAGAACACCCACAUGACCAUCUGGCUCGGUAUCGUCUAUGCCUACAAGGGGCUUCUCAUGUUGUUCGGUUGUUUCUUAGCUUGGGAGACCCGCAACGUCAGCAUCCCUGCACUCAACGACAGCAAGUACAUCGGGAUGAGCGUCUACAACGUGGGCAUCAUGUGUAUCAUUGGGGCCGCCGUCUCCUUCCUCACCCGGGACCAGCCCAACGUGCAGUUCUGCAUCGUGGCCCUGGUCAUCAUCUUCUGCAGCACCAUCACCCUCUGCCUGGUGUUUGUGCCGAAG